Triplophysa rosa is the source of this 6479-nucleotide messenger RNA. RefSeq names its product protocadherin 1b (gene pcdh1b). The record is from RefSeq and is a predicted model, not a curated record. Gene Ontology annotation, cellular component: plasma membrane. Lineage: Eukaryota; Metazoa; Chordata; Actinopteri; Cypriniformes; Nemacheilidae. Gene Ontology annotation, molecular function: calcium ion binding. Gene Ontology annotation, biological process: homophilic cell-cell adhesion. Bases 663 to 4298 code for a protein of 1211 amino acids. The transcript is spliced from 5 exons.
AAAUGAUGUUCUUGUAUGGGAGAGAGAGAGAGAGAGAGAGAGCGCAAUCGGUCGGAAAUCACUUCACUCUCACAUAGGCUAUCCGCCGUGUAGACGCGCAAGAAAGCUGCGGCGAGAGCGUGACUCCCGGCGUUGUUCGUAACUCACAAAACACAGAACGGCGAACUGAUGACGAGAACGAGCGCGCACUGGACAUUACCGGACAUAUGAAGGUUUUUUUCGGUUUUCACUACAUGCAGGCGUCCACAACACACUAAUUUAUUGAAGUAAGUUUUGGAGGAUGUCUGCGUAAACCGUGUGGAAUUGGAGGUUUCGGGAUGCUGUGAUCCCGGUCCGGAGUAACGUUGAUUCGGGGUUUCCUAUCGUGCGCAAAGAGAGGACACUUCUCUCUGAUGUGCGUAACUACCAUCAGCCAAGUUACGCGCUAUUGUUUUCUGACCCAAGAGACUUCUCACUGCAAUUUAAGCGGACACUCGAUGUUAAAAGAGAAACGGAGAGCUGACGUUGGGAAAGGGAGCUGUUUUAUAGCGACAGGAUUGCGGUGGUGCUGAAUUUUGGAUACCAAAAGUGCUUGGUUUGAGGUGUGGAGAGGGAACGCGGCGGUCGCUCCGGCUCCAUCACUCAAGACUAGAACCGAGAGGAGUAAUUUUGCGUAAAGACUGAUGAUGUGCCAGAGUACCCAUGCGAUGUGGUCACAGUGGAGUGCCAUGCUACUGUGGAUUUUGCUUCUCCUCUGUUGCUCUGUAGUCAACUCCAUCAUCUACCAGGUGACCGAGGAGCAGCCGCCCAACACGCUGAUCGGCAGCCUGGCAUCUGACCAGGGCUUGCCAGACACCGGGCACCUUUACAAGCUCGAGGUGGGUGCUCCUUACCUUCGUGUGGAUGGCAAAACGGGAGAUAUCUACACCACGGAGACCCCGAUCGAUCGGGAGACUCUUAAGGACUGUCGCAACCUUUUCGAGGGCGAUCCUUGUUUCCUCGAAUUUGAGGUAUCUAUUACAGACCUGAUGAAAGGCACUGGACCUCGACUCAUCGAAGGUCGCAUCGAGAUCUUGGAUGAGAAUGACAACACUCCGCAGUUCUCCUCGCCCGUGUUGACAUUGUCGAUCCCAGAGAACACACACGUGGGUGCGCUUUUCUCCAUUCCGGUGGCCACCGACAAGGAUUCUGGAAGCAACGGUAUCGCCGAUUACACGCUAACAACCGGCCCUGAGGCUGCCAACCUUUUCAGCCUACAAGUGGCACAAGACUCGGAUGAGAAACUGCCACAACUCAUUGUAUUGGGUAACCUGGACAGAGAGCAGCGAGAUUCGUAUGACCUCAACAUAAAAGUGGUUGAUGGUGGCUCUCCACCCCGCCAAAGUAGUGCCCUGCUCAGGAUCUCCAUUACUGAUGCCAAUGACAACGUGCCCAAAUUUGAGAAGUCACACUACGAGGGUGAGCUGCCUGAAAACAGCCCACCGGGUCAUUCUGUUCUACAAGUGAAGGCCAAUGACUCUGACAUGGGACCCAAUGGAGAGGUGACCUACAGCAUUCAUCAGGCAUCACCAGCAGUCCAAAGGCUUCUCAGCAUUGACCGUAACACCGGCAUCAUUUUCGUCAAAGGCACGGUGGAUCGUGAAGAUUUGAGCAUGCUCAAGUUCUACGUCCAAGCAAAAGACAAUGGUCCCCAGUCCAAGAGCUCCAAAGCCCUUGUGACUGUCACAGUCAAAGACCAGAAUGACAACAGACCUUCAAUCAAAAUCCGAGGCAUUGGGCUUGUGACGCAUGAAGAUGGCAUUGCUAACAUAUCAGAGGACAUGCCAAUCGGUACUGCUGUAGCUCUGGUGGAGGUCUCUGACAAUGAUGAGGGCGAGAAUGCUGUUGUGACCUGCGUGGUUGCAGGGGACGUACCAUUCCAACUGCGUUCAGCUAGCGAAAUGGGUAAUGACCGUAAAAGGAAGUACUUCCUCCAGACAACCACACUGCUUGACUACGAAAGGAUCAAAGAGUACAGGAUUGAAAUUGUAGCAGUGGACUCCGGCAACCCUGCACUGUCCAGCACAAACUCCUUGAAAGUGCAAGUGACCGACAUGAAUGAUAACACUCCGGUCUUCUCGCCCACUUUGUACGUGGUGGAAUUUGCUGAGGAGAACCAACCAGGUGACAAGGUUCUGGACGUAGUAGCCACAGAUGCGGACAGUGGGACUAAUGCAGAGUUGAUAUACAGUAUUACUGGUGGAUCGAUCCCUGAGGGGCUUUUUGAAAUUAACCCCAACACCGGAGAAGUGCGAGUCAUGAGCCAGUUGGACCGUGAACAGUUAGAUCACUAUCAAUUUUUGGUUGCAGCAGCUGAUAAAGGUGUGCCAAGCUUGAGAGGAACAGCCACCGUUGUUCUUAAGGUGCUAGACAGGAAUGACAAUGAUCCUAAAUUUAUGCUGAACGGCUACAGUUUUUCAGUUCAAGAGAACAUGCCGCCUCUUAGUCCUGUCGGAAUGGUGACUGUGAACGAUUAUGACAAAGGUGAGAACGCUCGUGUUCAACUAUCUGUGGAACCAGACAACGGCAAGUUCAUGAUUCAGAAUGGAACGAACACAAUUCUUUCAACCAUUUCCUUUGACAGGGAAAAGGAAAGCACCUACAGUUUCCGACUCAAAGCCGUCGAUGGAGGUGACCCGCCACGUUCCUCUUAUGUGGGAAUCACCAUUAAUGUGCUUGAUGAGAAUGAUAACGCUCCAUACGUUACUAAGCCGUCCAACUCCUCAUACAAGUUCUUGAAUCCUCGAACGAGCCCAGAAACUCAUGUAGAAAGUGUUGAGGCGGAAGACAUUGACAUUGGGUUAAAUUCAGAACUGGAGUUCAGUAUUGUAGGGGGAAAUCCCCACGGAUUGUUCCGCAUUUCUGCAGAAGGUGAGGUUACGUUGGCUAAAGAGUUCACAUCCAAACACAUUGGUCUCCACCGCUUAGUGGUAAAGGUUAAAGACAAAGGCACACCAGCACGUCAAACAACUUCGCUGGUCCACAUCUAUGUUAAUGAGACUAUUGGCAACGUAUCCCAUGUCGAAGGACUUGUUGGACACAGCCUUUACACACCACUUGAAAUGGACAUCGCCGGAGAUCCCGACUAUUCUAGGGACUUGCAUAGUAACAUUCUUUUGGUCGCAAUCUUGUGCGCCUUUUUGGUGGUCAUUUUGAUCAUUGUAGUGGCAGUGGUUAUCAGGCGUGUAAUGCUGAAGGAAAAGAAAAGUGGUUACCAGGCAGGCAAGAAGGAGAGCAAAGACCUAUAUGCACCUAAACCCGGACCUAAGAGCAACAAGAACAAAAAGGCAAAGAAAAGCAAAGCUCCAAAGCCUGCCAACCCAUCUGAAGAGGACGAGGGAGGAAGUCUUCAAAAAGGCUUAAAGUUCAACCUCAUGAAUGAUAGCGUCACCGAUAGCCCUAGGAUUCACCUGCCGCUCAACUACCCUCCAGGGAGCCCUGACCUGGGACGACACUAUCGGUCUAAUUCUCCUCUGCCUUCAAUUCAGCUUCAACCUCAGUCACCUUCUGCCUCAAAGAAACACCAGGCAGUGCAGGACCUGCCAGCCACCAACACCUUUGUAGGAACCGGGGAUAACAACUCCACGGGCUCGGACCAGUAUUCGGAUUACAGCUACAAGGCCAACCCUCCCAAAUAUAGCACCAAACAGCUCCCGCAUCGUCGAGUGACCUUUUCCACAGCCAAUCAGGCACAAGAUCAGCAGGAUCCUUCUCAGCACAGUUAUUAUGACAGUGGUCUGGAAGAAUCAGAGACGCCCAGCAGUAAGAGUUCUUCGGGGCCUCGUAUCGGGCCCCUUGCCCUACCUGAAGACCACUACGAGCGCACCACCCCUGAAGGCAGCAUCGGAGAGAUGGAACAUCCCGAGAAUGAUCUGAGGCCUCUCCCUGACGUCGCCAUGACGGGAAAAUGUACGCGCGAGUGUACAGAAUACGGCCACUCGGAUUCCUGCUGGAUGCCCGGACAGCCUUCACCCGACCGUACCAAAAGUUCCAAGAGUGGGCCGAAGCUCUCCACCUUUGUGCCUUAUCAGGAGAGAGAGGGUCAGGAGCGUUUGAUGGCAGACAGCAGCUCCAAACCUCUGGGAGAAGAGCGAAGUGGAGGUGGAGGCAACAAAGUGGCCAGCAUUCGCUUUUUGCCACCCUACACUAGUGCCUAUUCUACGGGCGGCGACGGCGGCAAGGACUGCCCCCUGGAGGAGAUACCCCUGAGUCAGACAGCCGACUACGCCCCUCCCACCACACCAUCCAGCCAAGGUUCCAAAAGAGAAAUCUACCUGUGAUGCGCCUGUUUUCCGUUUGGGUUUCGGUUCCACACUUGAUCCAAUUUACUUGUGAUCAGCAAUGCCUGUGAGAGGAUAAUAGGCCUCAUUGUCAAAAUCCACCUCGAAACCAGACCCCAAUUUACACAGAUCAUCUGAACAUGCAUCUCAAGUCUCCUCAGCCAUGAGCUUAAUGGCUGACACAACACAGCUAGUGUCCUGCUUCAAAACCCUUCGGGGGUUUACAGUAUGUAUGCCUGCACAUUGUUAGAGGCUCUGGAAGCCAAAUAGAAAGAUGUGAAGAGAAUGAUUUGAAAAAAAGAAAACAAUUUUGUGAAUAUCAAUGAAUAACAGAACCCCCACGUAAACCUUUAAUGAAAGAAUGUAAGGACAAUUUUUAAGUGAAUUUUGUGAUAAUUUAAGGUUAAGGGUAUACGCCUAUUUUAUUCAGAUUCUUUUGCUGAUUUUUUAAUAUAUACAGUAUAUAAAUAUAUCUAUAAAUAUUACUUCUGAUCAGACUGUAGUUACCUUAAAACAUAUACGCUGGUGUACACAUACAAAUACGUUGUUAUUUUUUUUUGUGUGUGCAUAAGUGUUUACAAUUUUCAAGCAGGGUAAUCCAGAAGAUCUGGCAAACCAAACGCUGGCGAGGGAAAUACAUUUUCAACACGUACUUUAGUGAAAACAUAGUCAUCAUUCUUUAAGUACUAAAGGGUAAAUGUUUCUUACUUUGGUCGUUUUUUCAUAGAAGGCUGUUUUCUUAUUGUACAGUGAUGUAAAUACAACACACGUCUAGAGGAACAAUUUUCGCUCCCCUCCCUGUAACCGUACAGAACUUUGUACAGAACUUGUUGAGAGUAGACGUUUCUCAGACGUUUCGCCUCCCUGUCAGUAAAUGAAGGACAACACAGAAUGCUAAAGAUAAUCCAAGGAAGGAGCCUCAGCUGUCUAUCUACAAUGGACUCAAGCAAAUGCAGAAUUGGGGCAAAAUGAAGAAGCAAGGGGAAAAUACGGAUUGCAGCAGAUUUGCGUGAUGUUUUUUGUCAUUUUUGAAAAGUUGUCUCAUGACAAGCUUCAUCGUUUCCCAAGGGAGGCCUUGUGGAAACAGCAUAGCGAUCAUAACUGUCACUCCUAGUGACUUUUUCCUGUAUUUGAUCAGAUGACUCUAGUGAGAUCUACAAAGCUCUAGGUGAGUUGCCCUCCAGGCUGUGAUUCUGGGAGAGCUUUGUCCAACCCAUCCCAUCCUUAGGGAGGACCAACAACUUUUCACUAUGUUCUCAAAAACACAGAACUUUCCACGUGGUGUGCAAUAGCCUCUUUGUAUUCGGACAUAUCAAACUCUGUUGUGUAGAUUUUGUGGUUGUGUCAGAGAUUUCUUGCUCUGCUCUGUGGUAGGUGUGGGCCUGACCCUGACAAGCUGAAUGCUCACAAGAGGUAGACGAGUUCAGAAGUAGUGACAGCAGAGCAUUUCUCUCCGAAGAUAAUCGUUUGAGCAUAUUAAAGUUUUGAUCCACAAAUCCAGUAUACUCUAGGAUCUCUGAAAUUCUGUUUUAAGUGUGUUUUGGUUUAAUGACAUUACAGGACUGCGGUGAACUUCGAAACCGAUUUUAAUUUGCCUGCAUUUUACUAGCACAUCACUGAAAAAUCAAACUGGCACUUGCCUAACUGGGGUGGUUUCGUUAGAUGCCACGAUUUCCUAAUCUAAAAGCGAGGCCUUUCUGCGAGAGUUUACAGGAAGUUCAUGCACGGCUGUUAUUAAUAGCGGAUGAUGGCAGCUUGGAUUGAAUCAAAGGCAACGCAGGUCAGCGAAAGCUCUAAUGAAGCUCAAGCCUCGCACAAUGAAUGCACCAUAAUUUACAACAUGUCAAAAAGUUAAGUGGCCACUUAAAACCGACUUUUAAAUCUGUAGGUGUUAACAGCACACAGUGAUGUAUUGAGCCGCGUGCUUUAAGUUCAAUAUUUGAUCAAAAUGGCACCUUUUGAAAAAGUAUAAUAAGCAGACCAAAAUCACCCAACACUUUAGGCUGGUGUCUCAAGUGAGGGAUAUAUCUGAUGUUUGGAUAUUCUCAAGUUCCUAGCCGACCCCUUGUACAAACGCUGACAGAUUGACUUUGUGUAGAUUUCAUCCUCAAAGUGCUAAAUUUAGCAUUUAUGAAUCCCAAUGAAAUUUACGUUAUACAUCAAGCACCUGGGGCCUCAUGU